Apodemus sylvaticus (European woodmouse) is the source of this 1731-nucleotide messenger RNA. Its product is annotated as zinc finger protein 883-like. Gene Ontology annotation, biological process: regulation of transcription by RNA polymerase II. Lineage: Eukaryota; Metazoa; Chordata; Mammalia; Rodentia; Muridae. Gene Ontology annotation, molecular function: RNA polymerase II cis-regulatory region sequence-specific DNA binding; DNA-binding transcription factor activity. The record is from RefSeq and is a predicted model, not a curated record. The transcript has a single exon.
AUGGAUCCAGGCUCAAAAUAUCUUGUCUAUCAGCAUCUGAACAGGCGAAAGGCAUCUGAUACUUACGCUGUGCUUGGCAAAAUGCUUUAUAAAUCCUCCCAAUGUACAAAUAUCAAAAAUGACAGAACAGAAAAAAACAUCAAUUAUGGACUUGGAAAUUAUAAGGAUUGUUCCUCUAUUCAAUUGUCAACUCUAUACCCUCAUAAAAAUGGGAAUGCUGAAGAACUUUACAAACAUAAAGGCUGUCAGAAAUGUUUAAAUUUGUAUUCCAUUAUUAGUCAAAAUGAAAUAAUACAGACUAGAAGAAAGGAAAAUAAAAAUACAGGACGUGAAAAAGUAUCUGAUAUUAAAAAUAAAUUCAUGCUGAAACAAAUCCAUAGUGGAAAAAUGACAUACCAGUGCCGGAAAUGUGGGAAAUGCUUCCAGACCUACUUGACAUUCAGGAUUCACCAGAUAAUUCAUUAUGGAGAGAAUCCACACAAAUAUACAGCAGCUAGUAAGUGUUUUGAUCAGUUGGAUAAAGUUAAAGACCAUAACAUAACCCUCAGUGGAAAGAGACUUUACAAAUUUAGUGAUUAUAAGAAAUCUUUUACCAGAGGCUCAUGUCUUAGACGUCAUCAGAGAAUUCAUAUAGGAAAGAAACCUUACAAAUGCAGCAAAUUUGGUGAAUGCUUUAGCUAUCCCACAAACCUAAAAAGCAAUCAGAAAAUGCAUAUAGGAGAGAACUCUUACAAACGUAGGGAAUGUGAGAAAUCCUUUACAUGUGGAUCAAAUCUCAAAAGAAAUCAGAGAAUUCGUACAACAGAGAAACCUCAUAAAUGUAAUGAAUGCACAAAAUCUUUUCCAUAUGCCUUCCGUCUUAGAAUUCAUCAGAAAGCUCACACAGGAGAGAGACCUUACAAAUGUGAGAAAUGUGAGAAAAAUUUUAAGUAUAUCUCAAAUCUUAGAAUUCAUCAGAGAGCUCACACAGAAGAGAGACCUUACAAAUGCAGGGACUGUGAGAAAUCAUUUGCAUGCACCUCAACUUUACAGAAACAUCAGAGAAGCCAUACAGAAGAGAAGCCUUACAAAUGUGAUAAAUGUGAGAAAAAUUUUGAGUAUAGCUCAAAUCUUAGAAUUCAUCAGAGAGUUCAUACAGGAGAGAAAGCUUACAAAUGCAGGGACUGUGAGAAAUCCUUUGCAUAUGCUUCAGUUUUACAGACACAUCAGAGAAUUCAUACAGGAGAGAAGCCUUACAAAUGUGAUAAAUGUGAGAAAUCCUGUAGAGAUCGUUCAAAUCUUAAAAGACACCAGACAAUUCAUACAGGAGAGAAACCUUACAAAUGUGAUGAAUGUGGAAAGUCCUUUACAAGUACCUCAAAUCUAGGAGCACAUCAGAGAACUUAUACAGGACAGAAACCUUACAGAUGUCGUGAAUGUGAAAAAUCAUUUAAGUAUAGUUCAACCCUUAGAUAUCAUCAGAGAAUUCAUACAGGACAAAAACCUCAUAAAUGUAUGGAAUGUGGGAAAUCCUUUGCACGUAUUUCAGAUCUUAGAAUACAUCAGCGAAUUCACACAGGAGAGAAACCUUACAAAUGUAGUGAAUGUGAGAGAUCCUUUAGGAAUAGCUCACAUUUUAAGAAACAUCAGCGAAAUCAUACAAGAAAAAAAUCUUAGAAAUGGAGUGAAUGUGAGAGCUUUGUUAUAUGGAGCUCAUAUCUUAAAAAUUAUUGGAGAAUCUAUAGAGUAUGA